Messenger RNA from Balearica regulorum gibbericeps (East African grey crowned-crane), 1224 nucleotides. Lineage: Eukaryota; Metazoa; Chordata; Aves; Gruiformes; Gruidae. The record is from RefSeq and is a predicted model, not a curated record.
AUGCAUCACUUUGAGGAAGAGUUAACCUGUUCCAUUUGCUAUAGCAUAUUUGAAGAUCCACGCGUUCUGCCCUGUUCCCAUACGUUUUGUAGGAAUUGCCUAGAAGGUGUUAUUCAGCUGUCAAGCAACUUUUCCAUUUGGAGACCCCUGAGAGUUCCUCUGAAGUGUCCUAACUGUAGGACUAUUGUUGAAAUUCCUGCUGCUGGUACCGAAUCGUUGCCUAUCAACUUUGCGUUGAAAGCUAUUAUUGAAAAAUACCAACAGGGAGAUCACUCUGAUGUUGCAACCUGCAGUGAACAUUACAGGCAACCACUGAACGUUUACUGUCUUUUGGACAGAAAGUUGGUGUGUGGCCAUUGCCUUACAAUAGGAAAACACAAUGGUCAUCCAAUAGAUGACCUUCAAAGUGCCUACAUCAAAGAAAAGGAGACUUCUGGAAAACUCCUGGAGCAGCUAACUGAUAAAUACUGGACUGAUGUAUGUUUGCUUAUUGAAAAGCUGAAAGAACAGAAGUCCCAGUGUGAAAGCAUUGUUCAGGAUGAUAAAAAAGUAGUCAUACAGUAUUUUAAGAAACUUACUGAUGUCUUGGAGCACAAAAAACAAGCUCUGCUGACUGCACUGGAUGAAAUUAACACACACAUUUUGGAAGAGUAUGAGCCUCUCAUUGAGAAGUUGAAAAAAAUAAGGGAAGAACAGCUGGAAUUAAUGUCACUGAAUACAUCUAUUCAAAAAGAAGAGUCCCCGCUUAUUUUUCUUGAGAAGGUGGAUGAUAUGCAUCAACGUAUAAAAGCUUUGAAACAGAAGCAACUACCGGAUGUUAAACCUGUGGAGAUUUAUCCAAGGAUUGGGCACCUGCUGAAAGAUGUGUGGUCUAAAACUGAAAUCGGUCAGAUCAACAAGGUCCUCACUCCAAAAAUAAAACUGAUUCCGAAAAGGAAGUUACGCAGCAAAGGCAGUGGAAAGGAAGGAAGAGAAUCUAAAGAACUCCUCCAGGCUGUAAAUCCUUUAGCAGUCCUGCUUCUUUUUAUAAUAAUAGCGGUAACUGUGUGUUCAUUUCACAAACCGGUAUAUACAGUUGUAAUCGAAACUACUCCCACUUAUAUCGCAGAAUUCUUGCUGCUUACUUAUCAAGAUUUCUGCACCCAUUUGCAGAAUAUGGUGGAUGUGCUGUGCCAUAAAUUUAGUUUAUUGAUGGAGUUUUUAGGGAGAAUUGUUUCUCUUUGA